Molecule: messenger RNA, 1453 nt
Organism: Lotus japonicus
Lineage: Eukaryota; Viridiplantae; Streptophyta; Magnoliopsida; Fabales; Fabaceae
Product: WAT1-related protein At5g40240-like
Exons: 7
Coding region: 110-1150 (346 amino acids)
Cellular component (GO): plasma membrane
Molecular function (GO): transmembrane transporter activity
Source: RefSeq, a predicted model, not a curated record
CUAGAUAAGACAAAGUGAAAAGUUCUGAAAACCAGUUCAAUCUUGAAUCUACUUUAGACUUGAGAAGUUAGAACAAGUGAAUUUGGGGGAAAUUCAAAGACAGGGAGAAAUGGUGAGUGAAGGGGUGACUGUGACAACAGCAAUGGUUGCAACUCAGCUCUUGGAAGUGGGCUUGAACACUCUAGUGAAGUCAGCCACCGACAGUGGAAUGAGCAACUAUGUUUUCAUUGUCUACUCAAACCUUUUGGCUCUCUGUUUCCUUCUACCAGCCACCAUCCUCUACCACAGGAAGAGUGCUCCUCCCCCAAUUCCAAGCUCAAUUCUCCGCAGAAUAUUUCUUCUUUCUUGCCUCAGUACUGCAGUGCAGACUUUGCUGUACAAUGGAAUUGGAUAUAGCUCUCCCACACUGGCCUCAGCUAUGAUAGACCUUGUCCCUGCUUUUACCUUCACACUGGCUGUAAUUUCCAGGAUGGAAAAUCUGAACCUGAAACUGCAUAGCAGCCAGGCGAAAAUUGUUGGUACACUUGUCUCCAUUGCAGGGGCAUUAAUCUUGACUUUAUACCAAGGAAUGCCAAUUAUUAGAGGUUCUAUGCAAAAUUUAGUAUUGGGAGGAAGUGGAACUUACCUCUCAGUGCAAUCAAAUUGGAUACUUGGUGGUUUUCUUCUUGCAACUGCUUGCUUUAUUGUUUCAGUAUUGUAUAUUGUACAGACUUGGAUUAUGAGGGAAUAUCCUGAAGAGCUAGUAGUAACAACCGUUUGUUGCAGCAUGGUGGUGGUCCUAUCUGCCAUAGUGGGUCUAAUUGCAGAGGGAACUUCAAGAGCUUGGAUUCUCAGACCUGAUAAAGAGUUGGUAGCUGUGUGUUAUUCAGCAAUUUUUGUGGUAACGAUGCGGAGUGUUGUGUAUGCAUGGGCGUUUCGUAAGAAGGGACCAAUUUAUGUAGCUAUGUUCAGCCCUUUAGGAAUGGUAAUUGCGGUUGUCUUGGGAGUAUUAUUUCUAGGAGACAUUCUUUAUCUGGGAAGCCUGAUUGGAGCUGUCAUAAUAGCUAUUGGAUUCUAUGGUGUGAUAUGGGCGCAGGCUCAAGAGGAAAAUGAUUUUGCUUCAUCUUCUUCUUCAGCCCCUCUCAUCUACAGCAAAGGCAUAGAUGCAUAGAUGAUUCUCCUUUCUUGUAGGGUAGGUGGCGGAUCUUGAACAAUAAAUUUUGGGAGUCAAAAUAAAAUUUCAAUAAGGUCGAUUGCUCAAUUACUAGUUUAUUAAUGUUCAUCUUAAAUAGGCAAUAGCUGCAACAUUGAUAUAUACCCUAAUACCUUUAUUUGUAUCAAAUUAAUGUUAAUAUAAUAAUGAAUAAUUAACUUCUCAAAUAAUUGCCUGUUGGCAUGUCCAGCAAUGAAAUGUCACUGUUUUGUUGGCAGGCAAAUUGUUAAUGAAUGACAAGGAAAGAACAAGUCUCACUAA